ACGUCGUUGUUAGGGAAAGCACAACCAGUUUACACAAAUGUCAACCAGCGGUCCACCGGCAUAAAAGUAUGUCAAAUUAGGGAAAUGGACGAACCUUCAGAGCAAAUGAGACCCCUCUUGAGAACAGGCCUAGAUGAGGAGGCAGUAGUUGACCAUGGAAAGGCCAGCUUCACUACUCACACAAACUAUGAAAAAGAAGAGUUGGAAAGUCACAGAGCAGUGUAUGUAGGUGUCCAUGUUCCCCUGGGGAGGGAGAACAAACGGAGGCGUCGCCACCGAGGACACAAACACCACCGAAAGAAGAAGGAGAGAGAUUCUGAGGAGGGGACAGAAGAUGGGAGGGACUCCCCUUCUUAUGACACACCAUCACAGAGGGUCCAGUUCAUCUUGGGCACAGAGGACGAUGACCUCGAGCACGUCCCUCAUGACCUUUUCACUGAGCUCGAUGAGCUCUCCUUCAGAGAGGGCCGUGCCACUGAAUGGAAGGAGACAGCCAGAUGGCUGAAGUUUGAGGAGGAUGUCGAAGAUGGUGGAGAGAGAUGGAGUAAGCCCUAUGUGGCUACAUUGUCACUACACAGCUUAUUUGAACUACGGAGCUGUAUACUCAAUGGCACAGUCAUGCUGGAUAUGAGGGCCAACAGUAUCGAGGAAAUUGCGGACAUGGUGAUAGACAACAUGGUGGCAUCAGGCCAGCUGAAGGAGGAUCUGCGUGAUAAAGUGCGGGAAGCCAUGCUGAAGAAACACCAUCACCAGAAUGAGAGAAAACUCAGCAAUCGCAUCCCUCUAGUGCGCUCCAUUGCUGACAUAGGCAAGAAACAUUCUGACCCACUCUUGCUUGAAAAAAAUGGAGAGGGCCUCUCCUCUUCACGCCUCUCUCUCCACAAGUCAGGAGCAACCGGCUCUGUCUCCAGCCUGUACCAGAGACAAGAGUCCCGAGUGUCUGUGCUGCUCAACCACCUCCUGCCCUCUUCUUCCUUCACCACUGGGCUCUCCCCAGGCUCCUCGCCCCUCACCACCCCUCAGAAUACUCCCACUUUGUUCCGGUGCUCCUCCCAAAGCCCGCCACACACCAGUGUUGCAGGCCUUGGCCCUCAAGACAUCCCUGAGGUGGUGGUAUCACCUCCUGAGGAUGACGACCCACGAAGCUCUGCAGAAGAAGAGGCAGCAUCACCACAACUCAGCCGGCGAGCAUCCGCAGCAUCCCAGGGCCUCGAGCUGCUGCCCUUAGAAGGACCACUGGUGUCUCAGAGCUCUCUCCCAAACAACCUGGAUGGCAACAAGGCAAUGGAGAGGAGGCCGUCCAAAGCAGGGGUCAGUAGAGAAAGCAGCAGUGUCGACUUAAGCAAGGUGGACAUGAAUUUCAUGAAAAAAAUUCCUCCUGGUGCUGAGGCUUCCAAUGUGCUGGUGGGUGAAGUGGACUUCCUGGACAAACCCAUUAUUGUUUUUGUGCGACUGUCCCCAGCAGUCCUAAUCACAGGCCUUACAGAGGUGCCUGUAGCCACAAGGUUUCUCUUCCUGCUUUUGGGUCCUCAUGGUAAAGGACCACAGUACCAUGAGAUUGGCAGAUCUAUGGCCACAUUGAUGACAGAUGAGAUUUUCCAUGAUGUGGCAUACAAGGCCAAAGACCGAACGGAUCUCCUCUCUGGCAUAGACGAGUUCCUUGAUCAAGUGACUGUCCUGCCUCCUGGUGAAUGGGACCCCACGAUUCGGAUUGAGCCCCCCAAGAAUGUCCCAUCCCAGAUGAAGAGAAAGGGACCAGCCCAGGCCAACGGCACUGCGUCUCCCGCUGGAGAGCUGGAAAAUGAGGAGGACCAUUAUGCAGGGCCUGAGCUGCAGAGAACUGGGAGGAUAUUUGGAGGUUUGAUCUCGGAUGUUAAGCGGAAGGCACCGUUCUACUGGAGUGACUUCAGGGACUCCUUCAGCCUGCAGUGUCUAGCCUCCAUCCUCUUCCUCUACUGUGCCUGCAUGUCUCCUGUUGUUACAUUUGGAGGUUUGCUCGGAGAGGCAACAAAAGGCAACAUCGCCGCCAUAGAAUCUCUGUUUGGGGCAUCACUGACAGGAGUGGCAUACUCCCUCUUCGCAGGGCAGCCCCUCACUAUUCUUGGCAGCACAGGACCUGUUCUAGUGUUCGAGAAGAUCCUCUUCAAGUUUUGCAAUGACUAUAGUCUAUGCUACCUGUCGCUAAGGACCAGCAUUGGUCUGUGGACUGCCUUCCUGUGUCUUGUCCUGGUAGCCACAGAUGCUAGCUCCUUGGUCUGCUACAUCACCCGAUUCACAGAGGAGGCUUUUGCUUCGCUCAUCUGCAUCAUCUUUAUCUAUGAGGCUUUAGAGAAGCUCUUUCACCUGGGAGAACACUAUCCUGUCAACAUGCACAAUGACUUAGACAACCUUACUCUGUAUUCGUGUCAGUGCUUUCCACCAGCCAAUGUCUCAGAUGAGCUCGUGCAGGAGUGGAACCAGACAGGAUACAGUCCAGAAUCCAUCCAAUGGAGCAGCCUCAGUGUUUCGAUGUGUAAAACACUCAAGGGAGAGUUUGUUGGUCCAGCUUGUGGUCACCAUGGGCCCUACAUCCCGGAUGUGCUUUUCUGGUCCAUCAUCCUCUUCUUCACAACCUUCUUCCUGUCCUCCUUCCUCAAGCAGUUCAAGACGGACAAAUAUUUUCCCACCAAGGUGCGUGCCACUAUCAGUGACUUUGGUGUAUUUCUAACCAUCAUGAUCAUGGUGGUGGUGGACUAUCUAAUGGGGAUUCCAUCUCCUAAACUGAAUGUUCCUGACCGCUUUGAGCCAACUUCAAAGCACCGAGGCUGGUUGAUCGACCCAUUAGGAGAAAACCCCUGGUGGACCCUGGUGGUGGCAGCACUUCCUGCCCUGCUCUGCACCAUCCUCAUCUUUAUGGACCAGCAGAUCACUGCUGUCAUCAUAAACCGCAAGGAGCACAAGCUCAAGAAAGGCUGUGGCUAUCACCUGGACUUGUUUGUAGUGUCAGCAAUGCUAGGUGUGUGCUCCAUUAUGGGUCUGCCAUGGUUCGUGGCUGCGACCGUCCUUUCCAUCUCCCACGUUAACAGCCUGAAACUAGAGUCUGGCUGCUCCGCUCCAGGAGAACAACCCAAGUUUCUGGGCAUCCGGGAGCAGCGGGUCACUGGAAUCAUGAUCUUUGUCCUAAUGGGUUGUUCUGUUUUCAUGACUUCAGUACUCAAGUUCAUUCCUAUGCCCGUCCUUUAUGGAGUCUUUCUCUACAUGGGUGCCUCUUCCCUCAAAGGCAUUCAACUCUUUGACAGAAUCAAGCUGUUUGGCAUGCCUGCAAAGCACCAGCCUGAUCUGAUCUACCUUCGCUAUGUGCCGCUGUGGAAGGUCCAUGUCUUCACCCUGGUGCAGCUCACAUGUUUGGUGCUGCUCUGGGUCAUCAAGGCCUCUGCAGCAGCUGUCGUCUUUCCCAUGAUGGUUCUGGCGCUGGUCUUUAUCCGAAAGCUGCUAGACCUUUUCUUCACCAAGAGAGAGCUGAGCUGGCUGGAUGAUGUGAUGCCAGAAAGCAAGAAGAAGAACGAGGAUGACAAGAAGAAGAAAGCACAAGAAGAGCUGGAGGAAGUUUCCAGGCUCGAGGAAGAGGAGGAGAUGGGACUGAAGGUCAGCUUUGAAGAUGCAAACCAGCUCAACAUCCCUGUGAAAACACUCUCAGGGAGGCAGGAAAAGGUGGCCUGCGUUAGAGUCGAUGUCAGUCCGGACACAUCUGGAGGAGGCUCCAGUACUGAAACUUUCCUGUGAUUAAGGGUGGGCCUCCUUCCCUCCUGAUACCUUCUCCCACACAACACUUCACCCUGCUGAUGGGCAUCAUCUUAGUGGGAAAGGGCAGCAGGCGAGCUUCCCCAGAGUCCUUGGUGUGCAGCACAUGUACGAAUGGCUGCCAUGAUGUACUGUAGAGCACACGUCUCGGAGGAAUGAAGGAAAUCUGCUGUUAACUGCCCAGCACUGUUCACUAUUUACAGACUGUCAAUCUAGCAAUUUCUUCUCACCCAUAUAAACCACAGAUGCCAAAGGAAAGGGCCUCACUGGUGGGGAUCUAGGACUGUGUGAGUCGAGUUUUAUUUGAAUCUGUUGCACAUUUUAACUUCAUUUUACUGUUAUUGUUUUAGCUGGUCACUGCACCGUGCGUUUUUGGUUCUUGUAUCUCAUACACUGUGAGCUGUUCUGCACUGUUUGUUUUUGGGUAUUUUAGGUCAGACUACGACCUUUCACUAAACUACACCAGCUUCAAGACUCAUUAGAUUAAAGCCAUUCAGAUACUGUUAGCACUAGACGAUGAUGUUUUAUAAUUGGUCUGGCACAAUAAGUGACACAAACCAAAACAGAGAAACAUUAUAGAUACUACUACUGCAUACAUAUUUCUACGGGGGAACACUCAGUGUUUGUAUUGCUGCUCGAACGUUAGUCACUGUAAACCUCACCUGUCAUAUUAUACAUGUACUGUAUAUGUUGUUAUAGAAUACUAUAUGUAUGCAUCUGUAUUAUCUUUCAUUUGUAACAUUAUAGAAAACCUACUUUCGAGGCCAUAUGAUGUCUGUACUGUAUAGUAAGCACUUUGCAAGUAUAGUUUCUUACUUAAAAUGAAUUAUAGUGUGCUUAAAAGAAAGGUUACUUCACCUCCCACGGUAUCAUUAGAGCUGUUCUUCAAAUGUCAUUUAAACAACUCAGGAAUCUUGAGGGAUUUCUGACUGUGGUCACUUGAUAUUUUUCUCACAAGGUAGCGAUAAAUAACUUCGCUGUUCUCAUUUCAUUGCUGGUAUGUCAGCUAUUUUAAUAAAUGCUGUAAAUCAUAAAAUAUAAUGAGGUGAAAAAAUAGAAAAGACCAUUUGUGACCCCAGUUAGUUGCACCUGUUUUUAUACUGUGUUAUCGGUAGUGAUGGUGUUUGUGUAAAAAAAAAAUAAUAAUUUGGUAUGUUUAGUGUUGCAAAUUAUUUUAUGCAAAAUAUUUCUACAGAAAUGUCAAACUGAUUCUAUUCUAUGAAGUUGUUCUUAUUUUGCUAAGUGCAGUCCUGUUUUAGCAAUAAGUAUUCCUGACAGUGCAAUGUGUGGACUGACAAACCUAGAUAAUAUUCAGGCAAAGAGUAAGUUGUGAAACGAUUUUCUUGUGUUUCAUCAUCUCUGUCUGUGUGUAGCUACAGUGACUGUAAGGACAAUAGCUUAUGUGCCUUGUCGAAGCUCUUUAUGUGCUAGUCUUGUACUGAUAAUUUAAGUGUUCAAAACAGAUGUACAGGUACACACAUGAUGGCACACAAAUGCCAAAGACAGACCAUCGUUACGAGAGUGAACCAGUACAGAGGACAGAGGCUCGUCUGUCGUCGUGUUUACUCCAUGUCUGUGUGAACGUCGUAGCCUCAGCCACCGACUUAAACGGUGUAGCUUAUCUUCCAUUUACAAAUGUAACUAAAUAUUGUUCCGUGUGCGUGUUCUACUGUCACAGCUCUAGUAUUUGCUCACAACAUAAAAGCUCUGUAGUCAAUAUUGAUGUACUGGUUUGUUGAAUGAUCACUGAAUGUAAAAUUCUUGUACCAUCAGCAUGAAAAAUGAAGUCAGUGACAUUUUACCAUUGAAAUUCUGGAAAAUCUGUCAUAUACGGUUUUUGCCCAACACAUAAAGACCAUCUGAUAUAAAACAAACCAAGUUAUCAGUGCAAUUGUCACUAAAAAGUGAACAUCGAACAAGUACUUAUAAUUUUGUAAUAUUUAUUUUUGAUUUAAUAAGACCCUAAUUUAUCUUAAACAAUUUAAUUAUCAAUGACAAGAAGAUGGAAGUUGACCUCCAUCAUCGCACCAACGUCACACCUAUUCAAACUGCAAUUUUUUCUGAUGUACAUACACAACCACAGUGAAGCACAGAACAUCCUGUUACCUUGAAUGAUGACUUUUCUGUCAUGGCCGAUGCAAAGCAAUAAAAGUGUAAACAUGG
Messenger RNA from Monopterus albus (swamp eel), 5943 nucleotides. Its product is annotated as sodium bicarbonate cotransporter 3-like. The transcript is spliced from 25 exons. Bases 85 to 3762 code for a protein of 1225 amino acids. Gene Ontology annotation, biological process: regulation of intracellular pH; monoatomic anion transport; transmembrane transport. NCBI's taxonomy places the organism in Eukaryota, Metazoa, Chordata, Actinopteri, Synbranchiformes, Synbranchidae. Gene Ontology annotation, cellular component: plasma membrane; apical plasma membrane; basolateral plasma membrane. The record is from RefSeq and is a predicted model, not a curated record. Gene Ontology annotation, molecular function: monoatomic anion transmembrane transporter activity; sodium:bicarbonate symporter activity; solute:inorganic anion antiporter activity.